UCUGUUCCAGAACUCAUAUAGUCUCCCCUGAGACAAACUCAUCUGUUUGUGAUCACGCAUCUUAGAGGUUAAGCUGUCAACCACUGUGACGUUGAAUGUGGCUGUGGGAAUGGGGGAGAAGCUGAUUAUCAUGACCCUAAAGGAUGAUAGUUGCUGGGGGAGGGUCCCGGCCAGCCCAGAGACCCCUGUGUAUUCCAACCAACUUGUGUGUCUGCCUCCAAGCUCAUGGCCACUCCUGCACUGCUUUGGAGAGCUGCUCCCCACCCUGAACCCACCAUCGCUGGAUCUGCUGAAGGGGAAGGGGCCAGCGCUGUGACAUGGGGAGCUGAGCCCUUGCCCUUGCUCCAUCGCAGCCUUGGAGCUGUGUCCAGAGAAGAGGAGGAAAAACCAGCAGAUGGGGUUUGCCUCUCUCCUUGCCACCACGUGCAGUUACUUAGAAAGCUCACGUAAAGGUUUUCAGCCUUGAGAGUUGUAACUCCGAAACUGGAACAGAGUCGUUAAUUAUUGUUUUGGGAAAUACCGAUGCAGGAUUUCAACAGAGCAUCCAAGUCCCUUCUGCAAGUUCAAGAACAUUUUUAGAGUGUUUUCAAAAAAGUAUAGAUUGUGUUGAAUGCCUUUAGUUAUGAAUGGAUUAGAUGCGUGUUAUCUCCUGGAGAAGAAUGUGUCUGGAAGCAGACUGCAUUCUUCCAGGGAUAAUUCUCUCAUUGUGCUUAGCACAGUGAGUCCUCCAAGGGUGUCCUUAGAGAUGGGGCUUGGAGAUUAUUGAGAAUGCAAGAGGCUAUUUGUAACAUAUUUGCUUGCUUGAUAUCUAAAAAUUGUUCAGUGCAGAAAUAACUGACGCUUGAUUUCAUCAUCUCUGGAAAAUAAGGACUAAAUAUCCUAAUUAAAGAACAGAAUGGAAAAUAGAGCUAACGAUUGUGUGAGCAGCACAGAAAUGAGACUACAGAGGAACUCCUGACACAGAGCAAGGUUUCGGAAUCCCAGGGUGUGUGUCCCCAGGCCUUCUCGAUUCGGGUCAUGCAGGCUGGUGAUGGACACCCAUUGGGUCGCAAAGUGCCAUCAGCUGUAGCUGAAGUUCCAGAUCCCAAGACAACAGCCAGGCACCCCUGCUGCCCAGGACCCAAGACCAUGGAGCUCUCCGACAGUGACCGACCUGUCAGCUUUGGCUCCACCUCCUCCUCAGCCUCUUCCCGGGACAGCCAUGGUUCCUUCGGCGGCAGCAGAAUGACCUUGGUUUCAAACAGCCACUUGGGCCUGUUUCACCAGGAUAAGGAAGCGGGGGCCAUAAAACUGGAGCUGAUUCCAGCCACGCCAAUUUCCAGCAGCGAGCUGCCGAGGGACAGCCCAGCCAGGCCACAGAACGUGGACGAGGACGGCGAAAGGCAGCCCGGCGCCCAGUGGAGAGAGGACGCAGGCGGAGUGCCCAAAGCCACUACCGAGCCGGCCACCAGCCCCAAGCUCCUCUACGUGGACAGAGUGGUCCAGGAAGUUCUCGAGACCGAGAGGACCUACGUGCAGGAUUUAAAAAGCAUCGUGGAGGACUACCUUGACUGCAUCAGGGACCAAGCCAAACUUCCCCUGGGGACUGAAGACAGAUCAGCCCUUUUUGGAAACAUACAGGAUAUCUACCACUUCAACAGUGAACUUCUACAAGAUUUGGAAAACUGUGAAAACGAUCCCGUGGCCAUAGCAGAAUGUUUUGUGUCCAAGAGUGAAGAGUUCCACAUAUACACCCAGUAUUGCACUAACUAUCCAAGAUCCGUGGCUGUGCUGACAGAAUGCAUGCGGAAUAAGACCUUGGCUAAAUUCUUCCGGGAACGUCAGGAAAGCCUGAGACACUCCCUGCCUUUGGGGUCCUAUCUCCUGAAGCCAGUGCAGCGGAUUCUCAAGUAUCACCUCCUUUUGCAUGAAAUAGAAAAUCACCUUGACAAGGACACGGAAGGCUACGACGUGGUGCUGGAUGCCAUAGACACAAUGCAGCGCGUAGCCUGGCACAUCAACGACAUGAAGCGGAAGCAUGAGCACGCAGUGCGGCUGCAGGAGAUCCAGAGUUUGCUCACCAACUGGAAGGGCCCGGACCUGACGAGCUACGGGGAGCUAGUGCUCGAGGGGACCUUCCGCCUCCAGCGAGCCAAGAACGAGCGCACGCUCUUCCUGCUGGACAAGCUGCUGCUCAUCACCAAGAAGAGAGACGACACCUUCACCUACAAAGCCCACAUCCUGUGUGGCAACCUCAUGCUGGUCGAGGUGAUCCCGAAGGAGCCACUCAGCUUCAGCGUCUUCCACUACAAGAACCCCAAGCUGCAGCACACAGUGCAGGCGAAAUCCCAGCAGGACAAGCGCCUCUGGGUUCUGCACCUGAAGAGGCUGAUCCUGGAGAACCACGCGGCCAAGAUUCCAGCCAAGGCAAAGCAAGCCAUCCUUGAAAUGGAUGCCAUUCACCACCCUGGCUUCUGCUACAGCCCGGACGGGGAGACCAGAGCUUCCUGUACUGCUAAGGACGGUGCUGCCCCCUAUCGGCUGAGAAGGAAAUCUGAGCCUUCUUCAAGAUCACAUAAAGUUUUGAAGACCAGUGAAACAGCUCAAGAUAUCCAAAAGGUCUCCCAGGAGGAAGGGUCUCCCCGGCUGACGUCAGCAGGGCCGUCCCCCGCCCAGAGGAACAGUCAGCCCAGCAGUUCUGCCAUUCUCAGCGUGCUCCGCGGCGGGGGCGCCAUCCGAAACAUCUGGACUGACCACCAGAUUAGACAAGCCCUGUUUCCCAGCCGCCGGUCCCCGCAGGAGAACGAGGACGAGGACGACGAUUACCAGAUGUUCCUCCCGUCCUUCUCCUCCUCCGAGCUGAACUCGACCCGGCUGUGUGAAGAGAGCACGUCGAGUCGCCCUUGCAGCUGGCACAUGGGGCAGAUUGAGUCCACAGAGACUUCCAGCUCCGGGCACAGGAUCGUCCGGAGGGCCAGCAGUGCCGGGGAGAGCAACACCUGCUCCCCGGAGAUAAGAACGAGGGACAGUGAUGGCUGUCAGUACAGCCCCCGAAGGGAACUGCAGAGUGGCCCCGAAACAGAAGGGCAGGAGGGGGUGACUCCCUUUGGGUCAUCGAUAGAGUUGACCAUUGACGAUAUAGACCAUGUCUAUGAUAACAUAAGUUACGAGGACUUGAAACUAAUGGUUGCUAAACGGGAAGAGGCUGGAUCCAUGACCCCUAAGCCAGGUAGGGAGUCUGUUCGUCCCAAGAGCACCCCAGAGUUAGCCUUCUCAAAGAGGCAAGCUGGCCACAGUAAGAGCUCUUUGCUCACCGAAGCGGAGGGGACUCUCCCAGGUCGAGAGCCAUCGAACCAAAGCACACACGACCUGCAGGUGAUGGAGGAAAACAUUUAUGACACGAUAGGGCUCCCGGAGCCGCCGGCCCUGAACUUCAAAUGCAGCAGCCUAAAGCGUCCCAAGCGGAGCACGUUUCUGGGUCUGGAGGCCGACUUUGCGUGCUGCGAGAGUCUCCGGCCGUUCAUUUCCCAGGACAGCCUCCAGCUGAGCGAGGAUGAUGCGCCCUACCAGCAGGCUCCCCCUGACACUGACUAUCUGAGCUUGCUCUAUAACUCUCCCAGCUGUAGCUUGUCUGCCGCAGAUAAGGCUGCAUCCGACAAGCUGUCCGAAGAGGUGGAUGAAAUCUGGAAUGACCUGGAAAAUUACAUCAAGAAAAACGAAGACAAAGCUCGAGACCGUCUCCUCGCGGCGUUUCCCGUGAGCAACGAUGACGUGCAGGAUCGGCUGCACGCCGCGAGCACCCCGGAGCUGAGCAGGCACACGGUGCAUUCCACGUCUACGCUGUCUCUUCCCGGAAGCCAAGGCAGGGCCAUCCGAGCUGGCCGGGCCCACUACGCAUUCGAAGAGGACCUCAUUUCUAAAGAGGACUCCUUUAUGAGUCUGAACCGGCUAUCCCUGGCCAGCGACGUGCCUCCCACAGACAACCCCUAUGACUUGGCCAACUAUAGUCUGUCCCAAACAGACACAGAAAACCCCGAGCCUGGCACGGAUGCCCCUGAUAGGACAAAAAGCAGGGUUUUUAUGAUGGCGAGGCAAUACAGUCAGAAAAUCAAGAAGGCAAAUCAGCUUUUAAGAGUGAGAAGCCCGGAGUUGGAGCAGCCACUGGCCAGUCAGCAUCACAAAUCCACUCCCAGAGACCUGGCCGCCAUCUUGGAGGAGAAGAAGCAAGGAGGGCCCGCCAUCGGUGCCAGGAUUGCUGAGUAUUCCCAACUGUACGACCAGAUUGUGUUCAGAGAGACUCCAGCGAAAGUUCAAAAGGACAGCUGGGCCAGUCCCCAAGAAUCGUCCCCUCUCAGGGCUGCAUCACCCGCCCUGGCCCAGCAUGGUGGCCAGGACUGGCUUUGGCACUCAACCUAUAGUAAUGGAGAAUUAGCAGAUUUCUGUCCCCGGCCAGAGCAAGACUUCAGGCCCAAAUAUCCCACUUUGCAGAGCAGUACAAAAAGUCCUCCCAGACAGUUGUCUGCAGCCUGCUCCGUGCCCUCGCUGCAAACCUCUGAUGCUCUCCUGGGCUCCGUGCAGAGAGGCAGCGUGAUAGUGAAUCAGCCCAACAAGGAGAACUCAUGCCAGGGCUACCUUUACAACUCGUUGGGCCGGAAAGGAAUCAGCACUAAAUCUCAACCUUAUAACAGGUCCCAGUCGUCAUCCUCAAUCUUGAUCAACAAAUCAGUGGACUCCAUCAACUAUCCCAGUGAGGUGGGAAGGAAACAGCUGGUGUCUCUACAUAAGAGUUCAAGGUGUGAGGGCCACCAGGAUGUGCUGCCGGGAGUCACAGACUCAUGCCAACAGGGCACUGAAAAACACUCUGAUCUCACUCUCCAAGACUCACAGAAAGUUCUGGUAGUCAAUAGAAAUUUACCCUUAAAUGCCCAGAGAGCAACACAGAACUAUUUUUCCAAUUUCAAAGAGACUGAAGGCGAUGAAGAUGACUAUGUGGAAAUCAGGUCAGAAGAAGAUGAGUCAGAGUCGGAGCUGUUUCAUAAUCGCAGGAGGAAAUCUGACUCAAAGAUCGUGGAUGCGGACUUUUCUGAAGCCGUCUGCCACAGCAGCACCUCUUACUCUUUGAAUAGCCCGUGCACUCCAAAAAAGCCAAUGAACAGCAAACUUGGGCUCUCACCCUAUCUGACAUCAUAUAAUGAUUCUGACAAACUGAAUGACUACCUUUGGAGGGGGCCUUCUCCCAAUCAACAAAAUAUCGUCCAGUCUCUAAGGGAAAAAUUUCAAUGUCUUAGUUCCAGCAGCUUUGCCUAAGGUUCUUGGUAACAGCUGCCUGGCAUAGCUUCUGAUCAUGCUCAUGAAUCCUGGAUAGUGAUGGGAUGUUUUCUAUGUACCAGGGUAAGACAAUUUUGUAAUGACCAGAGUUGUAAAAACUACUUUCUUUUAUAGCACAACUUUUAGAACCAGGCUGAUGACACAGCCAGGAUUGUACUGUAGCCAAUGUCAGCAUCUAGCAGUAUGUUUUCCCAUGCUGUCUUCGUGUUUCAUGUAAGUCAACCUUACUUGAAAAUUUUUAGUCUUUUUUUUUUUAACAUGAUGACCAUGGUAUUAUUUUCCCAUAUCUUGACAAUGCUCAUACUUUAAGGAAUGCAAUAAUAAUACUCUCAUAUUAUCCUGAAGCCCUACGUAGUUUUAUCCUAGGAUCAAAGGCAACAAGGAGACUUUUCCACGGGUUUAAAAGGAAAGGAAAUUAAAGGUAUUUAAAGAAUGAUGCUUGUAUCUGACAUUUGUGUCUAGACCAUAGACUAACUUAAACCAGAGAUCUCUGACUGGAGGAUAGUCUACCGCACCGUCAAAGGCUGCGACGCUGGCAUUCCUAUAGCACUUCAUCCUGCUGCAGAAUCUGUGCCAGUUGAAAAGUAAAACAUAGCAGGACCAAUUUGGUGUAAGCAGAAUCCCUUUCCUGUGUUUCUGGACAAGGCCUGAAAAAUGAGCUGCUUGUCAUGUCGACUAUGUCAUUUCUGGGAUGACAUGAAUGAUUUCCUUAAUGGCUUAAAGAAAACCACGUUCAACAAAAUGCAAGUUGACUUAACGAUUAGAAAAGAUGGGGUGAGGCCUGGAAACAACUUUAUUGUCCCUUCAAAUUACACUUAAGGAGGGAAAAAAGAAAGCAAAACCUUCCAUCUUGCACCUGUCUCUGAUCCAGAGUAAACCAUAAACCACAAUAAUAAAAAAAAAGCAGCUUAAAGGCACCCUGUCCAGCAGCUUUUGGCCUCUGCCAGAUGAGCCCUUGUUCACAACCCUGUUGUAGGGACAGCCUUUUCCCGUUGCUUUGAGGCAUGUCAGAAACAUGGUGUUCCGUGUCUAGGUCUGCCUGGUAACGUCUUAUUUCUAUGUUGCCAUCAUGGUCUUUAAACAGCCUUUCAUGAUAGAGUUGCAUAGGAACCGAACUCUUAAGGAAACAGAAGAACAAAAGCAAGACACUGUGGGGACAAACUAAAAUCAAAGAGGCUAAUGAGAACAGUGAAGGUAGAGGCAUUACUACUUUAUAGAAACAUUCCAGUUGACUGAAGACUCCACUGAUGUAUCUCACCCGGAGCAGUUGUGGAUGCUGAGGCUCUUUCAACCCACUCGGUUUCCGUUUGAUUUUAGUUCCCUUUUAUUCUAAUUUAAAACUAAUCAAUUUCCACUUUAAAAAAAUAACAUGUAUAGGGAAAGGAGUUUUCAUUUAAAAGUAAGCAAUAAUGCUGAAUCAGUGGUAUCUUACCAUGAUUCUUUUCUGUUUAAGACCCAUGCCUCUUUCUUAACUGUAAAACAUAAAAUGUGACCAUCUGUUUUUGACAUUUAUGGUUUUUUUUUUUUUAUCUUUUAAAAUAAUGACAGAUAACCAAAGUUUCUUGCCUCUCCCAACUAUUUUUCUUGUAGCUUAUAAAACAAAGUCCAUAUUGAAUAACAUGGUUCUGGAAACAUUGCUUCUUUCAUUGCUUCUAUUUAACAUGAAAUGAGUUUUUCAGGAUUAAGCACUAUUAAAAAAGACAAACACCAUAGGAAAGUAUGGUCUCCAUGGAAAGUAUGUGUGCGUUUGCCUUCUAAAAAGCUGUGUCCUGAUCUGGUCCUAGGAGUACCAUUUCCCAUUUUUGCAUUUUGGGACCCAAAUCCUGUGUAGUCCACCUUACUGGGGUGUCUGACCCUCAGAAAUUGUCCUUCACCUCAGUGUCACAUUACAUGACUGGUGUCACCUGUAGGGUACACUCCACUGCACGAAGGCAGAUGUCUCACUGUACAAAAUGUCCAUGUGGUUCUUUAGGGUCCAGGACGAAUCCGUGGCACCACAGAUUAUUUCUGUUGGCCAGGAUGCAGAUAUUGCAAGAUGUGUGUAUAUACAAAAUUACGUUCGUAUUUUUCCUCAAAGUUAUCAAUUAAGUGCUCCUGUUUAAAACAGUUUCUUUUGGAGGUGGGGCGGGGAUGUAUAUAAUUGGGUAAAAAGUUAUAUGUACUUAAAAGUAUGUCAAGUUCUUUUUAGGUUCUGUCCUGAGGUUCAAUUUUUUUUAUAUAAGUUCAUUUUUCACCUACUCUAUCUGAUGUGGGGAAGAAAUGUGUCUUGUUAAACAUAGUUUAAAUACUGUAUAUAAUAUAGUAAAAGUUAGUAAUGCCCAUUAUUUAAUAAAGUUUGUAAAGUGCAAAGUA
Molecule: messenger RNA, 7659 nt
Organism: Oryctolagus cuniculus (rabbit)
Lineage: Eukaryota; Metazoa; Chordata; Mammalia; Lagomorpha; Leporidae
Source: RefSeq, a predicted model, not a curated record